This is a messenger RNA of Mytilus trossulus (common blue mussel), 1174 nucleotides long. RefSeq names its product dynein light chain Tctex-type 5-B-like. The coding region runs from base 313 to 942 and encodes 209 amino acids. NCBI's taxonomy places the organism in Eukaryota, Metazoa, Mollusca, Bivalvia, Mytilida, Mytilidae. The record is from RefSeq and is a predicted model, not a curated record. Gene Ontology annotation, cellular component: cytoplasm; cytoplasmic dynein complex. Gene Ontology annotation, molecular function: dynein intermediate chain binding. Gene Ontology annotation, biological process: microtubule-based movement. The transcript is spliced from 2 exons.
AACGUAGAGUGUGGGUACUUCACACAGAGUGUGUUUACUUAAUGGUCAGGGUGAAAUCAGAAAAUAUUGACAAAAGCCACUGUAAAUUUAAUCAUUGAACGGUUUUAAUGACACAUAUAAAUAAGAGAUUGUUUUUCGUAUAAUAUUUGAAGUUUAUGAUACGUGCUACGAGACAUUUUCAUGAAAGAGAAGUAGGCGACUUUUGACAAAAACAGAUUUAGUUUGAAGAACGACGUUAGACGUGUGAUCAGACUGCAGUGAUAACAAAGUAAACACAAAUCUGUCAACACUGUAUAUCAUCAUUAAACACUCAUGGAGACCAAAGGUUUGAGUGCAGAGGUUUUAAAAGCCCACAACGCAAACGUCAAGAAGACAUUGCCAAACAUGGGUCCACCGCCGAAGUCUCUAUGGGGAGCAAUGGCUCCAAAAGACAAGCAGUCCGAUUCUAGCAGCAAGGUGUCGUCUGUUCUGGUCAAAGAUAGAUUUUCCAGACUCCGGACUAAGUUGAAAAUGCAUAACAUGAUGGGCGGGUCAUUUACAAGGAGUAAAGCCGGAUCGGAGAUAGUUCCAAGAGGAAUUAAAGCAUUAGAAAAUACAUACCGAAUGGAACCGCCUGAAUCGUCAAAGUUCAACCCGGAUAGAACUAAUCAGAUCAUUACCUCGACUUUCGACAAUUAUUUGAAGGACAGAAAAUACGAUCCUAAAACAUUCCCACAACUGUGCAAAACUUUGGCGGAUUUAUUAAAGGAGAGAGUGAAGGCAACAGGCCCAAAACGAUUUAAAAUUGUAACCUCCGUAUCCAUUUUGGAAAAUAAAGAACAGUGUGCCGUUUGUGCCAGCAGGUGUAUCUGGGAUACAUCAGUUGACAAUUUCUCAACAGUAACCUAUAACGGACAAGAUUUCUCAGCGAUCGGAUCAGUUUUUGCGUUAUAUUACGAGUAGGAUUAUCUGACUGAGAAAUGAUUCAAUUUCUGUGAUAUUUUUAAUGGCUGACGUUAUAUUGUUAGAGAAUUAGGGUUUUAUGAUGAGGAAUAACUCAACAAAAAUGUAGGUAAAUAAAUCCGUCCUUUAAAAGAUAUAAAUACCCAUCCUUUUCACUGUUAUAUUAAUAUCUUAUCUUAUUUAUUUUAUAAAAUAUGUGCAUUUAAAUGUCAUUAAACAAAAUGUUCUGUUA